CUUCCACUCGCGCCACCCUCAUUUUCCCACCAUUCGACAUCAGCUGGUCGCGUUGUUUGGCCAAGAAUUCCAAUUGGUGGUGAGUUCAGUUACUCAACGAGCGUCGAGCUGCGCACUGCCCCAAAAUAAAUAGCCAGAAAGCUCCGCUGAAUUGCAUGCAGUGAAUAGUAUAUUUAACGAUUCGAUUCGCGGCGUGGGCGUCUUCUUCUUCUUCGGACCGUUCCCCUCGCGUCUCGCAUCUUGCCUCUCGCUCGCUCCAACAACGCCGGCAAUUGCACUUGGCGUGCGUGUGUGUGUGUGUGUAAGUGUGAGUGCGUGUGUGGUUUUCCGAAAGAAUGUGAAAUCAUAAUAAAAGUCGCGAUUUGUUGUUGCUAUUCGGCGCAAUUAGCCACUAUUUAACGCACAUGUGUGUGUUUCGAGCUUAUUUGUGUGUGAACAAAGCCAGGCAUCCCGUUUUGGCGGAAAUAAAUGCAAUCCUGAUGGCAGGAUCAAGGUAAAAUGGAAACAUUUGGGAUCUAUUGCAUGAAUGAACCAAUGUUGAAGAAGCAGCACAAGCAGCAGCAGCAGCAACAACACAGCGGCAGCUAGGAGAGCGAAAGAGAGCGAAGGCAAACAAACGAAAAUACAACAAUAAAAAAGAAGGAAAAACAACAAAAGUAAUUUGCAUCGGCUGUUAGUGGAGCAGCCUCGACAUCAGACCCAGUCCCAGCCCCAACCCCAGAUUCAGCCCGGAAAACAGUAGCAGUAGCAGUCACCGGCACCACAAUCUCAGACAGAUCUGCAGUCACAUCCAUAUCCGCAGACAUGGUGAUAAGCAAAACCGAUGGAACGGCGGCCAAUGGAGCGGCGGGAGGAGCGGAGGCCGCUGCCCCAACUGGCCUCGAUGCCACCGGGAACAGUCUGGCGCAUCCUUCGGGAAUACCGCAGGAUCAGAUAGACAACAUCAUGAGCGGCAUCGCCAACACGGGCAACGUCAAAAUGAACAAUCACCGCAAGAAGUUGCGACAAAGAUUUGAUAUUAUUAAGAAACUAGGACAAGGCACAUACGGCAAGGUGCAGUUAGGUAUUAAUAAGGAAACCGGCCAGGAGGUGGCCAUCAAAACCAUCAAGAAGUGCAAGAUCGAGGCCGAGGCGGAUUUGGUGCGCAUCCGUCGCGAGGUGCAGAUUAUGAGCUCAGUGCAUCAUCCCAACAUCAUUCACAUCUACGAAGUAUUUGAGAAUCGUGAGAAAAUGGUGCUAGUCAUGGAGUUUGCCGCUGGCGGCGAGCUUUACGACUAUCUGUCUGAAAGGAAGGUUCUCACCGAGGAGGAGGCGCGACGCAUCUUCCGCCAGGUGGCCACCGCCGUCUACUACUGUCACAAGCACAAGAUCUGCCAUCGCGAUCUCAAGUUGGAGAACAUCCUGCUGGACGAGAAGGGCAAUGCUAAGAUUGCUGAUUUUGGGUUGUCGAAUGUGUUUGAUGACCAGCGACUGCUGGGCACCUUUUGCGGUUCCCCACUCUAUGCCUCGCCGGAAAUCGUGGAAGGAACUCCAUACCAGGGACCCGAAGUGGACUGCUGGUCACUGGGCGUGCUGCUCUACACGCUGGUCUACGGAUCCAUGCCCUUCGAUGGGUCCAAUUUCAAGCGACUGGUGAAGCAGAUCAGCCAGGGUGAUUACUACGAGCCAAGGAAACCUUCGCGAGCCUCCACUCUCAUCCGGGACAUGCUGACCGUGUGUCCGAGGAAACGGGCCAGCAUCGAGCAGAUCUGCUCGCACUGGUGGGUGAACGAGAACGAUAAUGUGUCCUGUCUGGAUCUGGCCGAGGAUCUGGCCAAUCAGACCCCGGUGCGAUUGGAUGUCCUGCUUUCCCUUACGCCAGCCACAAUCACGGCGGAUCAGUUGGUGGUGCCAUCGGCGGAGGGAGCAGCUGCUGCCAAGGCGGCGGCCAAUGAACGCGUUCCUCGCUCGCAUUCGGUGGGCUCGAUCCGGGACAUGGGACCGCCGAACACGGAGGCGGAACGCCGCAUCCUGGACAUGGUGGCCGCUGGAGGAGAAGCCGCCUUGAUGCCCUCACCCACCAGGACCAUAACCCCCGCCCAGAGUCCGGUGCAGACGAAGAGGAAACUGCAGCCCACUGUUUCUACGGAGAAUGCAGCCGGAACCACAGCCAAAAAGAAGGAGAAGCCGGCCAAUAGCUCGUUUGUGAUCAGCAAGGAUGGUGCACCACUGACUGAAGCACCACCUACCAUCAUCGAACCACAAGCCACGCUCAUGGAGGCGGAGACGAUUGCCAAUAUACCCGAGGAGGUUCCUGUUCCCAGUUACUCCCAGAAAGACAUGCAAGCGGUGGGUGAUCUUUGCGAUCUGCUGAUGGGAGAAGGAUCCAAUAGCACCGCCACAACUGCAGCACCUGCACCACCGGCACCCACACCUGUUGCUCGCCAACCCACCAGGGGAAAACUGGAUGCCGUUGUUGAAACUCCCGAGGAAAAGGAUGCCACCAAAGUGAUCAAGAAGUUUGUUAACAAGCACAAGACCGCGGAUCUGGUGAAUGCCAUCAAUGAAAGUGCCUCCAAAGCCGCAGCGCCGGUGAGCGCAGUGGCCCCUGCACCCUUCGUCCGCAAGUGCAGCCUGCAGGAUGAGUCCACACUGAACAAAUUCAAUGCGGAGCGUCGGAAAUCGCGCAUCCUAGAAACUGCCGAGAAGUUCCAGCCUCCGCCACCAGUUGCUGCAUCAGCUCCCGAGAAACCCAAGAAGCUCAGCAUACCGGGUGUCAGUGUGGGCAGUUUUAAGAAGGAGUUCGAGAAGAAGGCCACCAAUCCGCCGGCUGCAGAAGGACCUACGCCCGGCGAAUUAAGGGCUCAGGAGCAGGUUGCAGCAGCUGCAGCGGCCGCCCAAGAAGCCGAAGCCUUAAGCACCCCGCCACCAUCACCAGUGGUGGCCCAAUCGCUGGAGGGCAGCGAUUCCAAGAACUCGGUGGCCUCCAUUUCGCUGGACGAGGCCCGCCGCUCCAUGGAGAACUCCAUUGCCUUGCUGCUGCAGGCCCAAAACGAGUCCAGCAAGGAGGUGGACCAGCUGUGUGCCCAAACGGAGACCAUUGGUGUCAGUGAACCGGCUACUCAGCAGGAGCGCGAGCGUAAGUUGAAGAACGCCCGCGCCAUAAUCGGAAAUGCCAUACAACCAGUGAUACGCAGGCCAACACCGUUUUAUGGCAUCGGCAACGGCUUUGGCAAUGGCAUGGGUGGUGCUGGUGGAGCAAGUGGUGCCAGUGGAGUGGGUGGUGCGCCAUUGAACAAUACACCCAAGCGCGCACAGAGUGGCAGCAGUUUUAUGGGCUAUUCGGGGGCCACAUCUCCGGGCAACGUAGCAACAUCACCACCGAUUUCUGGACCCCAAACGGCACCGCCAGUGCUAAUAUCACCGAAUGCAUUGGCUGUGGCCAAGCAAACGAUACAGCAACGGAUUUUCGGAGGUGGACUACCCAGUCCCAAUAAUCAGCCAGCAAAUCGAAGGCCAGCCACCUGGCAACCGCAGGUAUCCUACAGCACGGCCAGCAUUUUCCAGCCGCCACAAAGUCAGAGUAGUCCCUUCAAGAUGCUGCAGCAGCAAUAUCAGCAACGUUGCCACGAGGACCAGAAGCCAAGUUGCCCAUUCACGCCGCCUCCAUCGCCACAAUAUGCCGCCAGCCAAGCCUACGCCGCCCAAGCCAACAGCAACAACUAUGGAGGCAACAGCAACAGCGGUGCCAGCGGCGGCAGCAGCAGCAGCAACAGCAGAUGCAACAGCAGCAACAUAGGCAACUGCAACACGAUGCCUAAUGUCAAUUACAAUGUCAAUUCGCGCACGAGACCAUUUAAUCAUAAUCAAGCUCAAGACACACUCAAUACCAAUGCCAAUACCAGUGCCAGUGCUACAUGUGCCUUGCCUGUGGCUAUGUGGCUGAAAUCUUCACCGGGUGCCGAAGGACCUCCAACUCCUCCCGGAGCGGUCAAGACAUCGACGGCUUCGAUUACCCUGAAAUCGGCCACCCUGCCGCGUCGCAAGAUUAACGCCAAGGCGGAGGUUCAGCUGGACAUUAAGCCGCGAAUUCCGGAACAAGGAGCCCCACCCCAACCGGCCAUGCGUUUCAGCACGGAGAUGCAACAUCCGGUGGCCGAUCUGCGCAGUGCCCCGCCCCGCGAGGGCCCCAUCCCCUACAGCCCCAUCAAGACAACGCUGCAGGCGAGGGCCACCAGUCUGGAGCCCAAGGAGCACGUCAUCACCAUCCAGCGACCGCCCACGCAGCAUGCCUAUGGGCGCACCAGUUCCAACACAACCACGCGUUCCGGCUCGCUGUCACGGCAGUCAACGGUGGAAUCCGAGUCUGAGGGGACCACCACGGCCACGAACAUGUCGCAGGCCACCAUUACGAGCACCUCGCAGCCCAUCAAGAAGAGUCCGCGGGAGUUUAUCAUCCCGAUUGCCGUCGAGGGAGGCGGCUUCAUUACGCCCCGGGAACGCAGCGUGGAGCCAUCGGAAUCGAGCCACACCACCAGCAGCCGCUCCACGUUCACCCGCCUGCGUCCAUCCCGUCGCAUUGGCUCACUGUUAAGCGAGGCAGGCUUCGAUGAGGGCUCGCCAUUCCAAAAGAUGCGCACCACGUCGAUAACCCGGGAUGGCGUCAGCGGAGGAGCCGAGGAGGAGGCGCGCUUCACCCCGCACCGACUCAGAAGCUCAAGACCUGUCAAGAAAAUUAGUCAAGACAACGAUUCGCAAAGCUCCAACGAGGAGGACGAUGACGACGACGAUGGCUUCGAGAUACUCACGGCGGAGAAUCUGUUCUCGACUUUGCUGCAGCGGGUGCGGGCCCUGACGAAUCGUCUGAAUGUCAACAGUGACCUGACGGCCGGAUUCCCCAGCCAUUCUAGUCGCCUGCUCACGGACAUUUCGCGGCAGGCCCAAAGUCACAGUCCAUUCUGGAGCCAGGGCAGUCCCUUUGCCAGUGUGCUUAGAUCUCAAGUUAGUUAUACCUAUAGCGAAACGGUCGAGAAGAAGAAAGUCCGCCUGAACAGCAGCAACAGCAGCGGACUGGGUGCUCCGUGGCGGCACAGCAUGUCCCGGGACCUGGGCAGCGACAUGGAAUCGAUGUUCUCGCGCACGGGGGCCACGCUGCCAAGAGGCCAUCAUCAAGGCAAGGGCAAGCCCAGUUCAGCUCCCGCCCAAGGGGAAAAGGGUGCCACCACGCUCUCUUCAGCGAGCACUGCAAACAGCGAUGAGCCCUUGGACCUGGCCGAUCUGGAUCUUUCAAGACUACGUCUCAGCAAGAAGGAUUUGGAAACACUGUCUAGCAUAACUCCUGGAUUGCCCAAGUGUUUCCAGGAACAGCUACUUGCAAAACUGCCACCCACUCAAGCUCGCAAGCUAUCACGCACCUUGAGCGUUCAGACCAGUGCACCCAGUAGUGCCUCCACUCCCAAGGUUUACAAGCGCAGUCAAAGUAGUGGAAGGGGUUACCAGCCGGAGCAACAGCCACAGGAGGAGCUGUCUAAACCACCAACAACUGACGCCCCCAAGACGACUUCAGCGAGUACAGCGAUUUACAGGCGAAGCCUCAGUCGCAGUCAGGCCCCCACGCCAAAUUCUGGUCAGGAUGCCGACAGCCGAGCAGCCCAAACGACUAAAAGCCGCAGCAGCAGUGUCUGUCGAGAUGACUAUGGGAAAUCCUCACUCUGCAGCAGCAGCACUUACACCAGCGACAUUAGCGAAAAGUACAAGUACUACUCGCCGUAUCUGAGCAAGUCCAGCAAUGUAAGUCCAUCGAUAGCUUCAAAGGAUGCCCCAGAGAAGCGAUACAGUGGUGGACUAGGACGUCCUCCGAGUGGCUGUCUCUCGCCUCCACCGCAAUUGCCGCAAGUUGCAGCCACUGAGGGCACAAGUUCCCUGAGGGUUGGACGUUCCUCGCAGCGUCGGAUUUCCCGCUUUCUGCGUCCCGACUUCUUUGAUGAACCUAGGGAUCGUGAAACCCAGAGCAUGCUUAGGGAAAUACGGGAAAAGUCCAUCGAUCGCCAGGAUCAGGAGCAGACCCAGGCACAGGACUUGAGACGUCGCAAGCAUAGUUUGCCCAAUGUGGAGCAAGCGGAGCAACCUGCUGAAACGGCACCCAUUAGAUCCUCCAUGCGCCAUUCACGCAACAAGAGCAUGGAGUUGUUUACAGAAGCCGAAUCAAAUGGCCAAGCUAGGGAUACUGUGAAGACAUCAACAUCCCGGCAACGAAGUGUUUCGAAGGCUCGAGAAUUGGAAACGGAACUGGACAAACACGAACUGGCAGAUAAAAUCCUCCAGGAGCUGCAGCUCCUGUCCGCUGUAAGAAGCCAACAUGAUCAGACUCAGGAGUCGGAGAAAGCAGAAGAGACAUCCACCAUUAAAAAGAUAAGGAAGUUGAAACCCAAGGAAUCCAACGAACCAGAGGCAACGAAAAUCGCGUCAACAACUACCUCAAGUACAACCACUUUGGUGAGGAAGGUUAAGAAGGUGGUUAAGAAAUCCGACGAGACCCCCAAGACACCUGGAUCUGAAAAUGCAGAUCUCGCUAGCUCUGCACCAAAGGAAACGAAAUUAAAGCGUCCCAAAUCCUAUCCCAUGAAAGAUCUUGGAUUAAGUCUUAAAUCAUCAACCGAUCUCCCAGAACCGACUACAUCACUUCUACCCACUAAAUUACCCAGCAAACUCCCCUCAGGGAACACCAAUGAAUCCGCAGUGGAACCAGCUCCGCGCGAGAGUCGCCUGAUGAGGCCGAAAAGCUACCCGGCCACCAAACUAGCCACUCCUAAGGAACUGCGCAAAGUUACACGAAGUGGAGUUGCCAUUCCCACAAUAACAGAAGCUAUACCCACUCCCUCGGCUAUGCCAACGCCCACUAGUUCCAAGUCCACUUCGGAGGAGAAAUCGAUGUCGGCCACACCAACCGGAACUAUGUCUGCCGUAACGGAUGCCAAGGAUACAGUAUCUUCUUCCAGCGACUCGCGGCCCACGACCAUUAAGAAAAUCAUUAAGGUGUCGAAGAAGUCCAAGCUAAUGCCACCUACGCCAGUGACACCAACCACUCCAACCACGACUGCUACCACCACUGCAAGCACCACACCAGUAGAAACCUCUAAGGAGUCUAGUCCGGUCAUUAAGCCCAAGGAAAAGUCACCGGAAAAGAAACCCAGCAAGGGUUUGCUUUACGCUUUGGGACAGAAGUUUGAGAAACUACGAGACUCCGCCAUGAGCAAGGAGAAAAAGGCUGGUUCUACUGGAGCAGCGGCAUCUUUGGCCUGCACCCAAAAGCAAGGAUCUCCCGAAGAACGCAGCUCUCCAGAAAAGUAUAAGAAAAACGUUUCGGAUACAGAGAAGUCCCAACAAACUGGACUCUCCGACGACAAACGGGUGGAUAAGCGAUCCCGGUUUGACACCAUGCUACGCUCUUUAAGGGAGAGAUCCGUACCCAGAUCACAGUCCAAUGGACGCGUUAGUCCGAAGCGAGCUGCAAGUGUGGAAGAGCUCCACGCUGGAUGCCCAGAGGGGCAGGGAAAACAAGGCGGAGCAGUUAACAAGAUGUUCGGCGGUUUGUUGCGUCGAUUUGACAGGGAGAGCAGCGAACAACGCCGGGUGAGAAGCACCCGAUCUACCAGCAACAUAGAGCGACAGGUUCGCGAAGAACAGGAUCAGCUGCUGGACGCCUCGCUACCAACAUCGCCAAUCUAUCAGAAUGUGGUAAAGAGCACGAAAAGCAAAGUCACUUCAACGGCAAAUGGCGAAGAGAAUUGCAAUUGCGAAACAGCAUGCCCAGAUUGCAGGCCAAACAAAGGACAGAACUUGACCACCAGCGGUGCUCCAACCAACACAACAACGCCCAGCAGCAAGGAGAAGCGGAAGGGUCUGAUGCUUGAUCUGGCCAGCGCAAAUGUACCCGGCAGUGGUGCCCCCAGCUCGGUGACCACCGCCACCACAACUACAACAAGUGGAAGCAGCUAUCGGGGAUCUAAAACCAAUCCGGCUUUGAUCAAUGGAAAUGGAGGACUGGGAAUGGGCAUCUACUCGAAUCUGCCUCCCUAUCCGGGAGCCAUGAAAAGUGCCAGCUCCAACAACAGCUCCAGCCAGCAGUCCAUGGAGAAUGCCACCAACAAUAACUCAACAAAUACCAAUAAUAAUUGCAGUUCGCAAACUUCUGGCUAUAGAACCUCAUCGGCACACGAGAUUAAUCGGAAUAAUCCGCUCUUGACGCCCUCCUUCGAAAACAUUGCCAACUACUCCUCGGACUCAAGGAGCUACCAAGAUGACUGCGCCUCCACCUCGACUUUCCUAUCGCCCACCGAAGAACCGGAGUUGUAUUUCGACAAUUGGUCCAUAUGCUCCGAGGACAACUACAUGUUGCACGCGACGCCCUCGCCCACAGUUUCCCGGUUGUCAAGAGCUUCCCUGUCCUCGCCCACUCGUUGCUCCGAGAGCUCUGAUCCCAACGAGAGUGUGAUCGACAGGAUUAAACGGCGUAGCUUUUACAGUCGAUUCAAUGAGCAGAAAAAACCAAGACGCACCAGCAGCAUUGUCGGUCCAUCGGCGGUGAGGGAUUACUACCGGGAGCAACAAGCGGCAGUUAAGGCGCGCUCCAGUAACAAACUCCAUGCUCCGGACAUGGAUCCACCACCAAGAGCUCAUUCGCCGGACAUAGCCCAGCAGUUCUUUAGACCCCUGAAACUGAGUCCCGUGGGAACGGAGCUAAAGCCACCUGUUUACCACUCCACUUUGGACUACUCUGCAUCAUCGGCGGGGGCCACCAGCAAACCAAGGAAGAGUCUGAAUGACAUUAGAAAUACCUCGCCCUCUUUCCUCAGCAAACGUUACGAGACCACCGAUUACAGUUCGGUGCCAAUGCGAUACAAGAGCUCCUCCAGCUCGAGUCCAAGUAAUGGAGCCAUUGCCAGCGGCUAUUACAACACCUACAAUCCGAAGCGUAGAUCUUCGUAUACGCUCAAUGGUAGUCUGCCUACAGCGACCAGUGGAAGCAGUGCAGCAGGGAGCAGCCACCUGGAUGGAUACGCCACCCUGGGCAGGAGAUCCCUUCGUCCAUACGACCAUCGAACGAUGUCCCUGCUGGAGCCACCGACCUCGAGCAGCAGUCGUAGUGGCGAAGGGGUUUCCUACCAAAGGCGUGAAGCAAGAACACCGGUUAGAGACUACACAUCCAGCAUUUCGCGAUCUGGAUCGCGUUACCGCACUUCAUCGGCCACUCGCAGUCCAACAAACAUUUGAUGUACCACACCGCAGAAUGGCUUCUGCAUCUUCUGCUACUACUCCAAACGGAAGAAGACGAGUCCCGGCCACGGAAUCGGAAGUGGGCACGGACAUGGCCAGGCCAUGAGCACGCCGCCCAACACCACAGCCUCAUCGUCAUCCUCGCGUGCCAGCAGCGGCGGCACCAAGAAGCAACAGCUUCAUCCCGCCCCCAUACAAAACCAUCAUUACCACCACCAAAAUGAACAGCACAAGUUCUAGACUGGAGCCUCGAGGUUCCCUGCGAUCCGAUCCCAAAUCCCCAAUACCAUUCUACCCAAUACCAAACCCCCCACUUAGGCAUAAAGAUUUUUGAUAAUUUUUUAAUGGAACUUAGCCAAAGUUAUACUCUAGUGCAGACUUUUGAACGCUGCCCCUAGUCGUAGGUUUGUUGUAGUUUGGAUAUAGCGGAGUUUCAGCCAUAGAUCGUGACUCAAUAAUGCACAUUUGCAUAUAUAUAUACGAUUUUCAAAUGAUUGUGCCUUGGUUCCUUCGGCGGUUUUAGAUUUAGCCAAUAGCCAUAAAACGUUGAUUUUAAUCUAUAAGUGUGUAAGCGGAACGGAAGCGGAAACAGAUAGGGAAAAAGGGAGACCGGAAGUAAACAAGAGACGUGUUUCACAAUAUAUGUAUAUGUAUUUUCUAUGCUAUUUUUGUGAGGAUACCUCGCGCCGAAAAUGCGUUAAAAUUUCUAUUAUAUAAAUUUUAACAACAAUUUUUUUGCAUUAUACAGAACUGAUGGAUUGUUUUCAAGAUUUGAAUAGAGUUUAAUAGCGACAACUUUCGUUUGCUAGGUCUAUUGAUGUUAUUGCAAAAUAAUAGAAAAUAUGCGAGUUGGUAGCGAAACGGAAGAGUGUUAGGUAAUCGUAGCAACAAACAAUAAGCGAAUUUAAAGAGCAAAUUAACAGAAACACGGAACAAAAAAUAAUAGAUCUAGAGUUUUGGGUAGCAUCCGAAUUCGAAGUUCAAAUUGUAAUUAGAGCGCGAGCACGAAAAGUGUUUUCUAAAAAUAAAUAAAAACCAAGUCACCAAUUGAA
Messenger RNA from Drosophila simulans, 10307 nucleotides. RefSeq names its product serine/threonine-protein kinase par-1 (gene Nuak1). Gene Ontology annotation, molecular function: structural molecule activity; tau-protein kinase activity; protein serine/threonine kinase activity. NCBI's taxonomy places the organism in Eukaryota, Metazoa, Arthropoda, Insecta, Diptera, Drosophilidae. The record is from RefSeq and is a predicted model, not a curated record. The transcript is spliced from 16 exons. Gene Ontology annotation, biological process: microtubule cytoskeleton organization; protein phosphorylation; intracellular signal transduction. The coding region runs from base 805 to 9252 and encodes 2815 amino acids. Gene Ontology annotation, cellular component: cytoplasm.